GAUUCCCGUGGCAGUCGGAGCGCAUUCGCUGAGUCGGGUGGUGUAGGUGAUAUUUCUCUCUCUCUUUCUUCCCCCCCACCCGGAGCGGUUUGGCUACCGAUGGCUCUGAGCAGACUGACAUUCCCUCAGCUGGCACUGGCUGUGGUGCUGGGGGUGGCGGGCGGCUUGUACGUGUACAAGCCCAUCUACCAGCGGUAUAGCCUGGAGCAGCGCAAGGCCCGGGAGGCGGCAGUGGGCUGCCCGGCCCCUGAGUCUCAGCGGCCCCAAUAAUCCAUCCGAGAGCUGAGGCUGCGGCCCGGACAGGACAGCAAGAGGAGAGCGGGAGGUCAGGGUCAAAUAUUAAAGUGUCUGUGAAGCCAGGAAUACUUUCAGGAAUAUCUGUUUAUAUUGAAAUUUUUAAUUCAGUAACAAUAUGCGAGUCUCUUUAAUGACACUCAUCUCUGAGACAGAAACUUGUGGGUUCAAAUCCCACUCCCAAGACUUGAACAUAGAAUCAAGGCUGACAGCUCAGAGCAGUACUGAGGGGGUGCUGGACUGUCGGUGCUGUCUUUCAGAUGAAACGUCAAGUCGUGGGUGGAUGUAAAACCUAUCGGAAGAAGAGCAAGGCAGUCCUGCUGUUGUCUUGGACAAUGUUUAUUCCUCUGCCAACAUCUAAAGCAGAUUGUCUGGUCUUUAUCACAUUGUGGGAGCUUUCUGUGCAUAAAUUAGCAGCCAUUUUUCCUUCAACAGUGGCUACACUUCAAAAGUACUUCAUUGUCUAUAAAACACUUUGGGGCAUCCUGAGAUUGUGAAAAGUGCUAAAUGAAUGCAAUUCUUUAAAAAGCCCUCGAGGUAGUAGUAACACUGGAGCUUGCUAAAAUGAUCCAGGGUUUAUCAAAAUAGGAUAUUUUUAUAACUGAGUUAUGUCUUGUUUUGAGACCUAAUUGGGCCGUGGGAGACUAAAGCUUAAGAUUGGUGAUGAUUUGAUUCAUUGCACAUGGUCAGGUUGGAUUUCAGUUAAGGAGAGAUUUGAUUGGACACUGGUUCUGCCUCAGCAUCUUGCAAACGCAUCAGCCAACUUGAGAGAAAAAAAUCUCAAUCAGGCGAUGGCGGAGGUGGUAUUGGGGGACAUGCCUGCACAAUGACAGAUAAUACUAUAAUUUAAGUCCUUCUGUGAUGGGUGAACCCUUCAGAAUAAAAUUUAAGGACUGCCUUGGUGAUGUGACAUACUGUGCAGAAGUUGAUAAGAGAAUCUUGUAACUGUUGGGGUUAAAGCCUCUAGUCUUUCUCUAAGUGGCUGUGGAAGGGGAGAGGGAAAGAAGCGUGUGAAAUGAGAUACUUCCAUUAUUAAAUACCAGGAAGUUGGUGUAAAGUAUCUCAAUUGUCAUUCACUUGAUGGUUUAUUGGGUGUAAUGUUCAGAAGGUGCCACUGGAAUGUUAACUAUCAAUAACAGUGAAUAUCUGGUUAAAUGUAUUUUGUCAUGAAAGACAUUGCGAAAUCUGAUUUAGUUAAAGUUUGUUUGACACUUUUUAAAAAUGCUUUUUUUUUUGGUAAAACCCAUCUCCAAUGAAGGUUAAGAUGCUGCAGAUAAGGAAGUUGCAUUUAUAUAGCACCUUUGAUAACCAAGCAGUUGGUUGAUAGCUUGACAGUUAAUAUCCUGAGUGUGUUGGUGGCAAUGAAAUGUAGAAAUUUGCAGCUUCUUGGACUGAGAUUUUUUUUUGGUGGAAUUAAGUCCUAUUGUAAGCUUUGGAGCUCAUUUACAUUUUUUUUGGCAAACUCCAAAAAUGUCCACACUGAUCUCUACUCUACCCUUGUGUUUGAUUGCUGAAGGGCACAAGUGAGAAAGCCAAUCCUGUAAGGCAAAUCUGCAUCCCUGAUUAUCAAUCAGUGCUGCUAAAAUAUAUUUGAAUAAUUAAUUAAACUUUAUUUACACUGUUUGGGAUCUAAACAUGUAGAUAGUCCAUGUACUGGUUUAACUUCUCCGCCAUAUAUGACUGGUGUUACUGUGCAAAGUGAGAAAAGAAACUGCUCUCCAAUGGUUUCAGGAUAAAUAUGAAGUGUGUUUAUGUCACUAAACAUCCCAAGUUUGAUAUGGGGCAUGUGUUAAAUUACCUGGUCUUAUCUGGGGAAGAGAACAGCCAGGAUUCCUCCUCCUAUGGCUAUCCAAUGAGUCAUAUUCAAAAAUCCAACUUUUCAUUCCUGUUGUUGCCUCCCUAAUUUCAGUAAAGGGUUUAAAUUUUGAUUAGGGAGGUGCUCAUAUAACACCUCUAUUUAAAAUGUCAUUGGUGACAUAGAAUUUUUUGUGGGGAUUUUCCUUGGGUUUUCCAUAAGUCAAUUAUGUUUUCCCACAUUAUGAAGCAGUCAUUUCACAGUUGGUAGUACCCAUGCCUCCAAGCCAGAAGGUUUUGGGUUCAAGUCCCACAUUAGACAUUUGAGCACAAAAUCUGGACUGACAUUCCAGUGUAGCACUGGAGGAGUGCUGCGCUGUUGGAUGUGCUAUCUUUUAAAUAAGAUGUUGAACUGAGAUAAAUGCCCUCUCAGGUGGAUGUACAAGCUUCCAUGGGACCUUGCCAUAUGCAAAAUUGGCUUUUGUUUCCUACAUUUAAACUAUACUGUAAAAAAAAAAAGCAUUUAAUUGGUUAUAAAGUGCUUUGGGAUAUUCUGAGGUCAUGAAUGGCACUAUAUAAUUACAAGUUCCUUCAAAUCUGUAUCAUUUUAUUUUGAGAGCACAGAUUAUGGUCUAAAUGGACAGAUUUUUUUUUUCUUUUGCUCACUUCUGCAACUUAGUUAUAUUCAGAGAGUGCUUCUUAUCAACUUUGAAUUGGUAGACUUAAAUAUAAAAUUCUUACAGGCCUCAAUAAAACAAGUCUUGUAUGUCAGCUUUCAAGAGUUUUGUAUCCUUGAUGCUGUGAUUACGGUUUCUGCUGUACUAUUUUAUGCCUUCUGUAUAAUUAAGAAUAACAAUGCAUUUGAUCAAUUCAUUAUGCUUUUGAAAGUAAAAAUUACACUGGGUUGAUAUAUACUCAUUAAAAUAGGAAUGCUGCAUUUGAGAGAGAUCAUAAUUUUUAAUCUGAGAUUGAUAGAUUUUAGUAACAGAUAUGGAGCCAAGGCAAGCCGGGAGUGUUAAGAUAUAACUCAGCCGUGAAUGGUGUAACAGGCUCAAGAGGCCACUAGUGUCGCUAUGAUCAGCGGAUUCAAUCAAGAAUAUUUGUGUGUGAAUAAUGUUUUCUGCCUUCGGAAAUGACUGUUCAAAGAACCAUUUUUUUUGGUUUGCUAACUACUUCAGUUUUCUGCUGGGUGUUUUUGUUCCCCCUACAAAUAUUUUCUUAGCCUUUGUAAAAGAACCUGAAUAAUCAGGAUUUGCCUACUUGAACAUUGAUUUUGUGCCUCAAGUGACUUUCAACUACUUAAGUCGUCAAGUAAUGGCCAAGGAUGCUAAACUGCCUCCGGAGAGCAGCAAAUGAGAGAGUCUGUACACAUCCAAUUCAGAUUUUAAACGACUGAUUUACAGAUCCAUAGUCUUUUUAAUCAAAAUAUGUAUGGGUGCAGAAAUGUUUGAAUUUUGAAAUCUGAAAAUGUAGACUGUAAAUUCUUAAAAUUAUGUAUCUGUUGGUGUAGUUUACUCUGGAAAAUACAUAUAGUUCUGGCUGCA
Messenger RNA from Carcharodon carcharias (great white shark), 3632 nucleotides. Its product is annotated as protein PIGBOS1-like. NCBI's taxonomy places the organism in Eukaryota, Metazoa, Chordata, Chondrichthyes, Lamniformes, Lamnidae. The transcript has a single exon. The coding region runs from base 100 to 270 and encodes 56 amino acids. The record is from RefSeq and is a predicted model, not a curated record.